GUUCGAUGACUUUGCCGAGGGCCGAGAGUGCGUGAACUGUGGGGCGAUGUCGACCCCCCUCUGGAGGCGGGACGGCACCGGCCACUAUCUGUGCAACGCCUGUGGGCUGUACCACAAGAUGAACGGCAUCAACAGGCCACUCAUCAAACCCCAGCGACGACUGUCUGCCUCGAGAAGGGUGGGCCUGUCCUGCACCAACUGUCACACCACCACCACCACCCUGUGGAGACGAAACGCAGAGGGCGAGCCGGUCUGCAACGCCUGCGGCCUCUACAUGAAACUUCACGGGGUACCACGACCCCUGGCUAUGAAGAAAGAGGGGAUCCAGACCCGCAAACGCAAACCCAAGAACCUCAACAAGUCCCAAACCGGGACUCCAGGCUGUGAGGGGACUCCAGUCACACCCAGUAGCACUCCCCGCAACGCCACUGGCAGCAUCAGCAGCGGUGGCAGCACAGAGGAGCCUCGUCAGAUAAAAACAGAACCAGAGGCUCACAGCUUGUUCACACACCACAGCACACAUUCACAGAUCUCAGCACUGCCGGCCUACAUGGCAGCUCAAGGUGGAGCCAUUCCUCUCAAGAUGUCCCCCGGGGGCCACAGUGGAUCUUCUGGAGCCAAAGCUGAGCCGUGGAGCAGCCUAAUCCUGGCUUAGAAGACCUACAACCCAGAACCAACUCAUCUAUACAAAAUUAGACUCUACUGACAGACUCAAGUGCUGGGAACGUGGACCACUGCUGGGGAUGCAGAAGAUCCAACACAGCCUGUUUGUACAGUGCAAAGAUAUGAGACAGAAAUAUGGAGGGCGCUACAAAGAUGGACAUCUGAUGGGAUGGAGUUUGAUGGUUGUGAAGGAGCAGCUCUGUGAUUCAAACCACACGGCAACUUUUGAUAUGAAAAACUGUAACUUUGUUAGACGAAAAGUUUCUUUGCCAUGCGAGUGCGUGACACAAGCUGUGACAUACGCCAGUGACAAAUAACGGAAACGGUCAGACUUUAUCUCCCUGAGUUCUUUUUAUUUCAAUAGAUUUUUUUCAUUUUGAGGAUUUGCAUUUUAUUUUGACGAAAAACGGAGGUAAUGAAAUACAGCAGGACGUGUUUACGUUAAAUGCAGCCCCGUGGUCAAUUCUCAUAAAUAAGAAUAGUAACAACCCUACGGUAAAUUUUCACACUCACCCGAGCAGUACAUUUGUAAAAGAUGUCUGAACUCAAUAGCAAUGUGUUAAGAUAGGCUACAACGUAUGUGCUGCUAACUUAAUGAAACACUAGGCAACUUUUUCACAUUAAAAUAGCAAUUUUAAAAUUAUUUUAAAGCUUCACUGACUAGGAAUAGGGAAAAUGUUGUCACUUUAAUACCGACUCCUCCUCCCUGUUCUUGCUCUGUGUAACUUUGGUGAGUGGCUAAGAUCUUCUGUGAGAAGAGUGGAACUGACCGAUAGUUGCAGCUACACUUGCCAGAAUCAUUUCCAGCAAGUUCCUGAUAAUUAAUUAAAAAACAGUGUUUAUCUUCAAUGUUCAACAAAGAAACAUUUUAAGUAUGAACAGAGUUUGGUGCAUUUGUUACAGGAGCAGCUUCAGGUUUAGAAAGCCAGGGAUCAUGGGUAAUAUCCACUGUUAAGUUGCAUUUCAGUUGGGUCAGUGGGACUAUGUAGUCUUUGUUUUUUCUCCACAUGAAAACCCCUUAAUCGCUCUGACAUGGAGCCCAACAGAAUUAAUCACCACUUAUUGCUGCAGAGGGCGCUGUUGCUCAAUAACAAUGACAUAGUGUUGCUUUAAUAAUCCACACGCCUCAGUUUUCAGUAUUUUCUAAGUGACUUUGUCACGAAACUGGUGCAUUGUUUCUGUGUUUCACGAGGCGUGUUGCUGUGGAGCUAUUUACAUGUAGAGUUUUACUUUAUUCAAGCACCUCAGUUGUAUUGGGGCAGCAGCAAAAGUCUUAGCAGCUUUUAUCUCAGCACUAAGAAAACACAAACAUGGCUAAACAUCAGCAAAGGUAAAUACAAUUUUUCAAUAAGUGUGUGAUUAGCUUUAUUAAAGAUGAUCUAAUACAGUCAGGUUUAGUCACAUAUAUUUAAUUCAAAUUAUUUCUGACUGCUCUUGACAUCCAUCACUCCUCAACACCAGUGAUAAAAUGACCCUCAGUAAAUAAAAACACAUGAUCCACUCAUUGCAGUAGGAGCUGCUCCCUGGUAGACUGGAUCAGUUUCACUUUGUGCCUUUGUCCUUUAGAUGUACAAAACAACAUAUCAGUAUUGUCAACUGUAUGAAAAAAUACACAAUAAGCUACCUAUGAAUGAUGCACAUGACCAAUAUGAUGUGGAUGGACUGUCACACAGCUCCCUCUGCUGACACAAGUACAAUAGUGCAUGCACAUGAGGAGCCUCCUAAACAUUUUGGAGCCUUUCCAAGAAAAAAAAAAGAUCUAUUUAUUAUUAUAGACACAAAUCAAAACACAUUAUCAUAUAAUAAUCAUCUAUAACAUAUAUAUAUCAAGGUUGUUUGAUAAACUAUAUGAAGGAGAGGUUUACAGUUUGUUAGUGAAACUGCUUGAAUUUGCUUGUGACAAGCAUGGAGGCAACAUGUGUAAAUGUGGGAUUCUACCACAUGUAAUUUCCUUAAUAACCAUAUGAGCGUGUAUGUAAAAAAAUCCACUCCAGUAUAAUUGUGUAAUACACCUUUUUGUGAUAUAUUGUAAGUAAAGACACAAUGAGAGACGAACAUGUGUGU
This is a messenger RNA of Paralichthys olivaceus (Japanese flounder), 2727 nucleotides long. The record is from RefSeq and is a predicted model, not a curated record. NCBI's taxonomy places the organism in Eukaryota, Metazoa, Chordata, Actinopteri, Pleuronectiformes, Paralichthyidae.